Molecule: messenger RNA, 588 nt
Organism: Periconia digitata
Lineage: Eukaryota; Fungi; Ascomycota; Dothideomycetes; Pleosporales; Periconiaceae
Source: the annotation of a GenBank genome assembly
AUGGUAAAAAUCAGAUCCGGAGGGAUCGCACUUCCGGCCAAUCAAUUACGGUUCGUGGCAGUCCAGAUACUCUUCGAGAGGUAUCCCGCUGCCGUCAACUCUUCGUUCGAUCCUUUGAGUCAACUCGACCCCGAGUACCCUACGCUCAACAAGCGGACUUUCCACCUCCUCGCCAAUACUUCCUACAAUCAACCAUCCUGCCUCGUCUGCAUUAUUCUACUUCAGGAAGGUCCAUCCGCAUGCGAGUACGCUCGGGGCUAUCAUGGGCAGUACCCUUGCAAUACCUGCGAAGAGAAGAUCGCCUGCGUCCGGGAUAACAUUCCCGAAGAUAUACAGCCUGUCUAUGGUCUCGUAGAUUCGGAUAACAGCCUUGAUAUGAUCCUUGCUCGUUUCGUCGGCAAAUUUAAGGAUGCUUUGAUAGAGGCUGAGUUGGUCGAGCGAAAUGAGAGCAAGCCGAUGCUCCAAGUGGUAACUCGCUUGACUAAGAUCCAGGGACCUGUUCAAUCCAUUGUGAACAACCUUGAAAUGAUAAUUCGUGAAGCAUGCUGCCCGAGAACCUACUACGACUACUACCAGCAGUGUGAAUAG